AUGACGGUGACCUUACCUCAAAACGAGAAGGUGGGUCCGUGGGAUCAGGGCCAGCCAGGGCCGACGUGGGUCAACAGUAUUGCAUGGGGCCCGUGGGUGCCAACGUCGAAAGACACGUUCACCUCACUUGUUGCAGCAUUGACAGACAAUGGCGGCGUGUACCUGAUCACCAUGGAGGUAUCCCGCGAUGGAAAGUUAACGCAAGAUCCAAAUAUCGUCACUGCUUCCCCACCUAACCCUCGAAAACCGACGCAAAUCACCUGGUGGCACGCGGAUGAAUGCGCGGAUACCGGCAUGUGUGUUCUUGCAUCAACCAGUGUCGGCAAGAUCACGGUGUACUUUUGCAAUGUCUUGGAGGGAACUAUAUCUGUGGUUGAACACCUGUGGGAGGGCUAUGCACUGGCGACCGACAUGUGCUUCACGCCUGAUGCCAGCCCUCUUCUUCAUGUGAUGACCAGUCUCGGCAAUGCGAUUGUACUCAAGAUCUUGCCUGGUACUCAGUCAGUUGAUGUUUCUCAUUCUCUUACAUCUCGCCUCAAGGCUCACUUGGAGGCGCGUCGGAAAGCAUUCGCCGUGGGGGAUGAUCAGAUCAACGCGGACAUUCGCAUCUGGGGUGCGACAUUGAGUCCUGGUGGAGGGUGUCUAGCCUAUGCAUACGAGAACGUUGCAAGCAAGACCAUCCGGUACGUCACGAACGUGGAGGCAGCAAUGCGUAUAGGCUUCUUCCCCACCCAGGAGGGCGCAGAAUAUAUGGCAGGGAUGAAAGCAUUGGCAUUGAAUGGAUUGAGAUCUGCGGUUAUGAACGUCUAUCGACAGUCGCUGCGGGGUAUGCUGUGGGAUCCAACAAUCAUCUAUGCAUCUAUAUUAAAGACCAACGGAUCGGAUGCGGCAGACGAGUUUCUGGAACAAGCGUGGCAUGCAAUCGAUGCUGCAUCAGCUUUUGACAGCGAUGCUGAUGUCACCGGUCAUGCAAUUGACCAUCAGCUGGCCAUUUCGUUGUUCCAACCAAAGUUCAACGCGAUGCGGCUCGUGUAUGCGUGGUGGCAGGGUCUGCAAGGAUUCAAGAACAUCAAACACCGCGUUUUUGCAUCGGAUCUGUCAAGCGUAAUGGCUGAUCUCGGAGGACAUCUAGCAGUAACAGCAUUGCAUAUCUUCACGACAACGUGCCCAGCAAUGAUUGCUCCACCAGCAGAAGGCAGCCUAUCCUACCAAAUACUAACACUUUACGCCGACUUUAUCAAGCAGGCGCACUCCGACGCUGCAGGCGUCCCUGAACUCGCCGCCAAUGUUUACCAACUUCUCGGAGCGGACCCAUCACCGGAGCAUGGACGGGAAUCGUGUCUGGCAUGUGGCAGUGGGAUAAAGUGGGAAGAUCCGAUGGACGCAAAGUGCGACAACAAUCACACGUGGAGUGAGUUUCAAGCAGUGUGCUGUGCUGAAUGA
Saitoella complicata NRRL Y-17804 is the source of this 1443-nucleotide messenger RNA. RefSeq lists its product as uncharacterized. The record is from RefSeq and is a predicted model, not a curated record. The transcript has a single exon. NCBI's taxonomy places the organism in Eukaryota, Fungi, Ascomycota, Saitoellomycetes, Saitoellales, Saitoellaceae. Bases 1 to 1443 code for a protein of 480 amino acids.